AUGUCGGCGAAGCGAAGUAUUGGGGAUACAGAGUAUUUAAAAAAGAAAAUUCCACAGAACCCCAAGUACCAACAUGUGAAAUCACGGCUAGAUACAGGCUGUAGCCUUACAAAACACCUGGCGAGACUGGAGGAGAUUCAGAGAAAUUAUAGAUAUAGAAAGGAUGAACUUUUUAAACGACUUAAAGUAACAACGUUUGCACAGCUGAUCAUACAGGUGGCCACGGUAUCAGAACUGAAUGAAAAUAUUAUUACUGAAGUACCCAGGAAUGAAGAUGAAGAUUCAGUGAUAUCUACUGCGACAGAUGGUGAUAAUCAGUCAGAUCACACCAACGGUUCUCCUCAACCCACUCCUGUCCCUGUGCACUUUAUCGACAGCAACGACUCUGGGGAUACAGGCUUCUCCCCGAGGUCUACACUUCAGAGUGUGAUUAGUGGCGUGGGAGAGCUGGACCUGGAUAAAAAUGGCCAGAAGACAGCGAACCCCACACCUGAGUCGACUCCCAGUGCCACAGAGUCCCCUUACCCGGACUGUCCCUACCUUCUGCUGGACGUCCGCGACAGGGACGAGUAUGAUAAAUGCCAUAUUAUUAGCGCAUACAGUUACCCAAUUGCAAUGCUCUCACGGACAAUGAACCCCUACACCAAAGAAGUGCUGGACUAUAAAAAUGCGUCUGGGAAAAUCAUCAUUGUGUAUGAUGAGGAUGAAAGGACGGCCAGUCAGGCAGCUACCACUAUGUGUGAAAGAGGCUUUGAGAACCUCUUCAUGCUCUCCGGAGGACUGAAGGUGAUCGCCCAGAAGUUUCCAGAGGGAAUGACAACAGGCUCCAUUCCUGUGUCCUGCCUGCAGUCUCCCACAACGACAGGGGCUCGGAAACGUUCGGUUUCGCAGCCAGUGUCCCAGCCAGCAGAGAGGAAGUGGCGAUUCACAUCUGAAGACCUUAACAAAAUCCAACACUACCUAGAGGAGAUUCUCAUACCAAGUGACUCCAACAGUCGACUCAGCCGAAUGUCGACCGGCAGCAUCCGCUCCAAAGCAUCGAGCGCCCGCAGUAGCCGCAAGGGAUCGUCGGUCGGGGGGUCAGAGAGCGCAAGGUCACAGAGCAGCAGACCCUGGAAAUAA
Chanos chanos (milkfish) is the source of this 1122-nucleotide messenger RNA. RefSeq names its product centrosomal protein 41 (gene cep41). The transcript is spliced from 11 exons. The coding region runs from base 1 to 1122 and encodes 373 amino acids. NCBI's taxonomy places the organism in Eukaryota, Metazoa, Chordata, Actinopteri, Gonorynchiformes, Chanidae. Gene Ontology annotation, biological process: cilium assembly. The record is from RefSeq and is a predicted model, not a curated record. Gene Ontology annotation, cellular component: ciliary basal body.